Molecule: messenger RNA, 1983 nt
Organism: Mitosporidium daphniae
Lineage: Eukaryota; Fungi; Microsporidia
Exons: 7
Coding region: 1-1983 (660 amino acids)
Molecular function (GO): protein binding
Source: RefSeq, a predicted model, not a curated record
AUGUGUUCGAUCUGCCAAUACCAUAUAUCAAUUGAAGAUGCCAUUUUGAAUCUUGAAAAAAUAUCGCACCUCCCGGAGGUGCCUAAUUCGAUCAAGGCACAUUGCGUUGAGGUUUUGGGCGACCUUGCGUUUGCAAAGGUGUAUUACUCGCACUUGAUUGAUUUUACCGACGAUUCCCUCAAAGCCGGAAGAGCCCACUUUCACUUGGCAUUAAUUGAAGAGGAACGCUUGGUUGAAGACUCGGACCCGCAUUUGGCUGUUUACGAAACCGAGUUUGAGAUCGUCCCUUCCUUUUCUAAAGAUAUCCCCACACGCAUCGAUGCUACAAGUGGUGACAAGGGGGCCAAUAGUCCAAAGCACGACAUUAUCCGAUUUUAUGAGUUGACAUCAACUGGAAAUGCCGAAGUGCAAAACUACUUUCACGGGUUAGCAGGAGAGCCUGCAGACUACCAUUCGGCUCGAAAAUACUUUGAAAUGGCGGCAGAAGAGGAGGAAAAUGGCUUGGCGCUAAGUUACCUUGGGCUAAUGGCUCUUCGCGGCCUAGGAUAUGAAUUUCCAGAUGCAGAGCUUGCCUAUUCAUAUUUUGAUCGGGCCAUUGAGGUUGAGGAUCACUCAUUAUCGUGGUUUGGGCUCGGAAUCCUCUACUAUGAAGGACUUGCAGUAGAACACGAUGAAAAGGAAGCAAUUUCGUGCUGGUCAAAGGCUGCAGACCGUGGAUUAUCCGAGGCGCAAUAUGCUCUUGGAUCUUAUCUGCUAAGAAACCGCAUCUCCAUGCUUCAAACAGCUAGCACGGGAGGAAAUCAAAAGGCGCUCUUUGAGCUGUCUGAGUAUCUUGUUAACUCGCAUAUGAACAUCCCAUCUGCAGAUCCGUUGCACUAUUUGACCGUGUGCGCGGAGCGCUCUUUGGCACAAAUUCAUACCUCUGCUUACGCCUUUUACGAGUCAGGCCAUACCUCGAUGGCAAUCGUAUCAUAUAUGCUUGCUUCGAUGAUGGGAUAUGAAGUGGGGUACAUGAAUGCAGCAUUUCUUUUAAAGAGCUCUCCAGAAAGAUCUCUGCAGUAUUUUAUGCGGGCUUUCGAGUACGCCAAAAGCAUCGAUUCCAUGAUCUCUUUGGGUGACCACUACUAUUUUGCGGCAAAAAGAGACAUCAACAACCAGUCUUCGCUUUUUGAAAUUGCCGUUGAUUUUUACACAAAGGGAGAAAAAUCCGGAAAUGCCCAGGCCGCAUACAACUUGGGCUAUUGUUACGAGCAUGGCUUAGGCGUUCCAAUGGAGUUUCUUUAUGUCAAAAAGCCAACUGUUUCUGACGACGCAGAAAGUAGGAUCAACUUGAUGUUUGAAAGACUUUCCUCGAUUUCUUUUCCUUCAAAAAGAGUCUUCUAUUCUCAAAUUAAGAAAAUCUGGUCCUACCUUCAAAAGGCCAUAAUUACGAUCCUUUCAAUACUUGCUACUUUUAUUUACUUUCGAAACUACCUUCGUUUGGCAAGGGAAGAGCGCGAAAGAGAGGCCCGCAAUGCGGGGCCUCCGCCUCCGCCCCAAUCCCCUUUACCCAGGCAAGCACAGCCAUAUUCUCCGCAAAAGCUGCCUUCGAGCUCUCCCCUGCCCGUGCUUUCGCACCCUCCGCAACAGAUGCCUUCAGGCUCUGCACAGCACAUGUCUUCACAUCCUCCGAGCUUGCCUCUUACCUCCACCAUAAAGAAACUCGAUCAGAAAGCAUCAAGUCCAAGUCCCCAAGGCUUGGACUUUUCCCCUUCACCACAAAAUAUGCAACCAUCAACUGUAGCCGUAUCAUCGACGGCCUCUGGUCGCCCUUCCUCAACGCAGCCAUUUCCAGACGCCAUUCUCGAACUGGCCAAAGAGUUCCAGAAAAGAUCCAAAUCAGCACUAGAAUCUUCCGAGGAUACGAAGAAGAGAAAAAACGAAAGUUCAGAUUUAUCCCCAAAAUCCGAAGCCGACUCGGAACCUCCAAAGGAGCAGCAGUAA